This is a messenger RNA of Aphanomyces astaci, 2154 nucleotides long. RefSeq lists its product as hypothetical. Gene Ontology annotation, molecular function: phosphatase activity. Gene Ontology annotation, biological process: dephosphorylation. The transcript has 10 exons. The record is from RefSeq and is a predicted model, not a curated record. Bases 1 to 2154 code for a protein of 717 amino acids. Lineage: Eukaryota; Oomycota; Saprolegniomycetes; Saprolegniales; Verrucalvaceae.
AUGUCAACGUCGAUGGCCACCGACGAUGAUUCAUGGACUGCUGUAGAGACAUGUGAAGCUGCCCGCGAGACCAUUGCACCCGAAAGUGUAUCUUUGAAACCUGCCGACCUGUACUCUGGCGAAACGAUUGAGUGCAAGGUCCAUGCUGUGCAGAUCUCCCAUCAGAACGUUCACGAGCGAGGAUAUCUAUGUCUCACGACGUACCGGCUCCUGUUUGUGCCCCAUCCGAAGGAAUCCCCGCGAUUUGUGGAUGUGGCCUUGUGCAACAUCGCCGAGAUCGUGCUUCAAGACACCCGUUCGUCCAGCGCCAUCGUGCACACGGUCGGGUUCACGUUGGGCAUGACCGCCCCGCCCGAGAAGGACGCCGACGACGCGUCCAACACCAUGGAGGUCGCGUGCAAGAACUUUGAGAUCUUCCGCUUCCACGUGCGCGUGACGUCGGCGUCGAUGACCCUGCACACCCGCCUCGUCGAGCGCUUGGAGUCCACCCACCAACCGGCUCCGAUUGCAUUCGCCAAGGAGCCGUCGACUCGGUGCGAAGACGAAGAGAAGCAUCGCCAUCCAUGGAGCGAUCUGGAAGUCGCGGAAAGCGCGCGCAUGGGGCUCACGGCCCCGUCGCGACGCCACAAUCCAACGUCCGGCGGCUUCCGGGUCACGCGCGUCAACUACACGUUCCGACUCUGCGCCACAUACCCCAUGCUCCUGAUCGUUCCGCAGCACAUCUCGGACUCGGACUUGAAGUCGAUCGCGCACUUUCGAGCCCGGGGCCGCGUUCCUGCCAUCACGUACCGCCAUGAAGCCACCGACGCACUUGUGGCGCGGUGCGCGCAGCCGCUCGUGGGGCUCCGACGGCGGCGGUGCGCGUCGGACGAGCUGUACGUCAAGUUCCUUCAGCAGUAUGCCGUGGGGGGUCUGUACAUUAUCGACUGUCGCCACCAGUCGAGUGCGUAUGGGAACGUGGCACUGGGCGCUGGCUUUGAAAUUGCAGAGUACUACAACAACGCACCGGUGCUAUUCAUGAACAUUGAGAACAUUCACUCGAUGCGCGACUCGAUCCGGCGACUCUUUGAUCUCGUCAAGGGCGAAAUACGAGGCGUCGAAAAGGCCAACUGGUUGUCCUGCUUGGAGGGCACACGGUGGCUGGAGCAUGUCCGUUCAGUGCUGGUAGCCGCGACCACCUGUGUAGACAAACUGGUGGAGGAGAAGGCAUCUCUUCUGGUGCACUGCUCAGACGGAUGGGACAGGACGGCGCAGCUCACGGCGCUCGUCAAGGUCUGCUGUGACCCGUACUUCCGCACCGUGGAUGGCUUCGCACUGCUCGUCCAGCAGGAAUGGGUGUCCUUUGGCCAUCGCUUCGACUCGCGCUGCGGCAUGAAGGCGGGCCACAGGAGCGGCGCCAAGAAGCACGGGUACUGGGACGACGAGCAGAGCUCCCCCGUGUUUGUACAGUUUAUCGACGCCGUCUGGCAGAUGACCCAGCUUGCCCCGUGUUCAUUUGAGUUUAACGAUACGUACUUGAUUGCGUUGGUGGACGAAGUGUACGCUCGACGCACGGGCACGUUUUUGUUUGACUGCGACGAACAGCGGAUGAAAGCGCGGACGUACGCGCGGUGUCCGUCCGUGUGGAGCGAUCUGAACCUGCCAGACAUGGCGAAUCCGUUUUACAUCGUGCCGGAUGACGCCGACGCCAAGUCGCCGCGGGUGCUCCGGUUCCGAUGGCACACGAGUACGCUGAGCAUCUGGCCAGGGUUGUACCUUCGGUCGCUUGAGAGUCGGGAGGCCGUGUGCACGCAGAACUCGUGGGCGAAGUCAGUUCAACAGACCCAGCAAGCGCUGCAGACGCAGCUGCAGACGACGCAGCAUCUGCUCAACACGCAAGUGGAGCUCAAUGCCCAGCUGCAGGCGUACGUGAGCAACUUGGAGAGCAAGACGCAGGCGCUCAACGUGGCGUUCCAAGGCCAAGUGUUCAGCGAGUCGGGCGUCGUGGUGCACGAGAGCGACAUGGACGACGCGAGCGAAGAAGAGGCCGUGCUGCUCAGCGUCACGCAGACACAGAAGAAGGUCGACAUGUUUGUGGCGGCGGCCAUCUUGCAUCCGUUCGAAGUCCUACCCACGUACUUCGACGAAGCGGAAACUCGCCGCGUUGUCCAGUGA